UGUGUCACAGCAAUUGUUUUCAAGAGCUCGACUUUUGAAUUCUGAUUCCAUGUAGUUCGGAGAUGUGGGCGGUGGAUUAGUUUUUUUUGUUGUUGUUGUUGUUGUUGCGUGGGAUGAUUAAUAGCGUGUCCUUUCUCUUUAAUAAAAUGUCAGGUCUGCGGUCAGUCCAUAUGUAAACUUCACUGUUAUAUCGGUCAUAUUUGAUCAAGUGAAUCAUCAUGGGUAACGGCAUGAAUAAGGUUGUUGAUGGUCUCUAUCUAGGAAAUAUAAGAGACUCGGAGAACAGAGACAGUCUGUCUCGUCACGGCAUCACUCACAUCCUUUCUGUGUGCAACAAUGCCAAGCCUGUGUUCGAGGAUAUGACAUAUCUGUGCAUUAAUGCAGCCGACGCCUCCAACCAAAAUUUGUCUCAGCAUUUCAAAGAGAGCAUACACUUUAUCCAUGAGUGUCGACUCAAUGGAGGGUCAUGUCUAGUUCAUUGUCUUGCCGGAGUGUCACGCAGUACCACAAUGGUGGUGGCAUACCUCAUGACAGUCACCAGCUAUGGCUGGGAGGAGUGUUUGACUGCGGUGAAAGCUGUGCGCUCAUUUGUGGGCCCAAACUAUGGCUUUCAGCAGCAGCUGCAGGAAUUCCAGAUGAAACAGGUGUCAGAGAUCUUAGUUGGGAUGGAUGGCCAGAAAUGUCCUUCUACUCAAUUUCAACAAAACAAAGCAAAGAACUUGGGUGUUAUAUUUGAUAACAAUCUGUCCUUUGAAAAUUGAAUUUCCAAUGUUUGUAGAACAGCAUUCUUCCACCUGAGAAUAAUGCUAAAUUACGGCACGUGCUCUCUGUUGCUGAUUUUGAAAAACAAAUUAAUGUGUUCAUGACCUCAAGAGUACAUAAUUGUAAUGCAUUACUGGGAGGAUGUCAAGCAAGUUAAAUAAAUAAACGUCAAUUGGUUCAAAAUACAGCUGCCAGAGUGCUGACUAGAACCAAGAAAUAUGAUCAUAUUAGACCCAUUCUGUCUUCGUUACAUUUGCUACCUGUUAAAUUUCAUAUUCAUUUUUAAAUUCUGUUAACUACAUACAAAGCUUUGAAUGGUCUAGCUCUGUAGUCCUUCUACCACACUGUAUUCCAUAACGUUCAUUACGAUCACAAAAUUAUGGCUUGUUAAUAAUUCCAAGAAUAUCAAAAUCCACAAAAGGAGUUAGAUCCUUUUCAUACGUGGCUCCUAAACUAUGGAAUAAUCUCCUUAACACGGUUCGGGAUACAGACACACUUACUCAGUUUAAGUCUAGACUAAAGACUCAUCUAUUCAUCCAGGCAUACACCUUAUUUAUCCUUCAACUCACAAUUAGGCUGCUAUAGUUAGGUCUGCCAGAACUAGAAACAUCCAUCAUGAUCUAUUCUUGGUUUCGGAUUCCACUGCUAAGUGAUGCUGAAAGAUGAUGACAUCACUUCAGUCUUUUGAAUUCAGAGGAUGCCAACUGAUGCCAACUCCAAUUGUAAGACAUGGGAUACUGCAUAUGCCACUGCUUGAACCUUGGACUUAGACGGACCCCAAUGAACCUCAUCAAAAUGAUCUGCAUGUUGAACUGUGAUGCACCUCAUCAUUCAUCUCUGCCUGCAUUACCUUUGUCUAUUGAUGGACUAUACUCUUGCAAUGGAAUACAUAGGCUAUAAUUUAAUUUCCAACAAAAGCCUUCAACAGCCAACUAACAAAGGACAAUGCAUCAAUAUGAACUUCUGCAGUUAAUCCAGGAUGAAUUUCAAAGACAUUAGUCAUUAAUUUUAAAGUUUUAAAAAACAAUGGACUUUUAUGCUUACUUAAUUUACAAAUUUAAAAACAUGACUUUCACUGCACAUAAAUAUCUAAUAUUGGCAUUAUGUUCAUGAUGUUAGUCAGAGGGGAACUGUCCCCCACAGUGAGCCUGGUUUCUCCCAAGGUUAUUUUUCUCCAUUAACCAACAUCUUAUGGAGUUUUGUGUGCCUUGCCAUAGUCGCCUUCAGCUUGCUUACAGGGGUUCUAAAUACAGUUAUUUAAUUAUUUAAUUUCUAUACACAAUUUACAAUCAUAUUUAAUCAAACUACACAAUGGUCACUGUAAGACAUUAUAUAUAUUACGGUUUAAUUUUCUGUUAAUGCCUGAUCUUCUGUAAAGCUGCUU
Messenger RNA from Xyrauchen texanus (razorback sucker), 2146 nucleotides. RefSeq names its product dual specificity phosphatase 22a (gene dusp22a). The coding region runs from base 219 to 761 and encodes 180 amino acids. Gene Ontology annotation, molecular function: protein tyrosine/serine/threonine phosphatase activity. The record is from RefSeq and is a predicted model, not a curated record. The transcript is spliced from 8 exons. NCBI's taxonomy places the organism in Eukaryota, Metazoa, Chordata, Actinopteri, Cypriniformes, Catostomidae. Gene Ontology annotation, cellular component: cytosol. Gene Ontology annotation, biological process: protein dephosphorylation; transforming growth factor beta receptor signaling pathway; regulation of cell population proliferation.